AUGGAUUUCCAUGAAUCAUUGUUAGAUGAUCCUGAUCUAGAGCCUGAUGAGUAUGCUCGUGUAUUUGGGCUAUCAGCUGACUCCCGAGUCCAUGUUCCUGAUUUAUUAGACCAUUUCAAAAGAACAAGCAAUAAGCUACUAGCCGAUGAAUGGGUAGAUGAUACCUCCCUUACCCCUCUGCAUAUACCACGCCUUAUUCCUCAAGUCGAGCAGCUUGGCGGUGUAUCCAAAGAGUCACUUGAAAUUUUGAGACAGGCUGCUUUGCUAGGACGCGAGGAUAAAAAGUCCCCUGACUGCCCUACUCAGGUCAAUCUUUCGGAUUUGAAGUUAGAACUACCUCUGCUUGGAAGCGACCCUGAAUAUGACUGUCGAGAGCUCACCAGAUCUAUGCGGCAGCUACGACGAGCGGAUAUAGACCUAGCAAGUGUACCGAAGGAGCCUCUUCGCCGGUCAAAUGACGAAACCUUGGAUUUUCCGGAAUCAUCUUAUCAAUAUUUGCAGGCAUUGACGAAGGAAAUUCGGGAUGAAAAGAUAAAUAUCCCGAAAGAGGCACUGAUCUAUCUUUCACAAAUCCUGAAAGAUACGUGGACCAAAGAAAAGACCGAGGAAUUAUUAGACAACAUGUCCCAUCGGAGGGUUCUUCGAGACUUAGCUCUUACACCUCCUCUCAGUCCACAGCCACAGGAUUUGGGCUAUUUUGUCCCCGAUGACGCAGCGUGCCAGGUCCCGGUGUCUUCAGAUACUGACACUCUACUUGGUGAUGAUUUGACCAAGGCUGAAGCGGAUCUAUUACGAGAGGAUGACUAUCAUAUGGAUGUCAUGUCGCUGGUGGAUCUUGAGCCCCUAACCAAUCCCCCAUCGGACGAUAUCAGAGUGCCAAAUAUGACACCAUUGAAAAUCGAAUCGAUCAAAGUUGAAGGCCCUUUGACCCCUUUGGACUCUUUACCUCCAUCCUCCGACCUAGUUAUAGAUGUAGCAGACUUCGCCAAGAGUAUCGACAUCGAUCACGUCCUCGACGAGAAGUCCCCAAUUGCACUAAAUGUCGACAACGGAGACGAUCUGAAAAAGGCGUUUGGCGAUGAUGUGAUGACUAUUCUUGGAGAAAAAGCUAAGUCAGUCCAGAGAAACAUUGAUCAGGAGAAAUUACAGACCGCAGAUGCGAUUGCUCGAAUAGAGAUUCCCAUAAUAGAUUUCUCAAUACCCGAUCCUGAUUGGAGAGAAACACCACUGGAUCCCGCACUGCAACUGGGGUUCAUACGAAGGACAUGCGAAGCAUUUAAUGUGCCACUUUGGCCAAAGGAUUCUCAAGCGGAACGAACUUUACGCUGGUCUCCUUUUCUUUCCAAGGUAGCCCGCGUAUCAAUGAAUGAGAUCAUUGCAGACGAUGGUACGGCAGAAGCUUUACUCAAUUGCUUGAGUGAUCUUAAAGUCCCAACGAGUGGGGAUUAUGUUUGGAAACAGCCAGGACUUGCUAUCCUUCGAGAACAGGAUGACGAAGAAGAAGAAGAGCAAGACUUGCCACAUAUAUCCAGCGAGAAAGAAACUAUCGAAUCGCUGGUGAGAAAGAGAAGGUUAGAACUCAACAACUCAACAGACUCAUCUUCGCCAGUUGAAUUGGUUCAGGCUCCUCAAGCCAUAGAAGCAGCAUCGCAUCGGACUCCGCUUGGCGAACAGAGCCAGCUCUCCCAUCUUCUCCUCGGUUGCGAUGACCCUUGCGCUACUUCAACUCUGCUUUCUAAUUAUGUCAACUUCCAUACCGCAAAACGGCAGAAGAACCUAAAAAGUUCAUUCUUUUCCACUUUCUCUCAAAAGGUUGAUGAAAUCAAGGCAGAUGCAGUCUUAGGGGUUUCGGAGAUAAGUCAACCUGAAGAAACGAUAGUAUCAAAAGCUGAGCCAGAGGCAAAGGUGGCAAUCCCAUCCCCCUGUCCUCCAUCGCAAUCGGAGUUUGCGCGCAUGGUUAUAAUCAAGGCGUUAACACUUGAGCGAGGAGUGCUUUCUCGCCUGGAGAAAUCGUAUCAAAAUAUCGAGAUAAUUGAGCGUGAUUUUGACCGUUGGAACUCUCUAACAUGGAAUCGUAAUUCAGUGUCUCGGUCGCCGAUUAAAUCGCCACUAGCUGCUGAAGCGGACAUAAUCGUUUCUCCUGCUACCGGGGUUAUGAUCACUACGCUACUAAGAGCUAUACAAAAGCCGCCACCGGGUCAGAAGGGCCGUUCGACUAUUCGGGAACGUAUUCGCAGUGUCGCGCUUCGGUACGAACGUCUAAUUAUUCUUGUAUCAGAGUGGAAUCGCGUUGACGAGACAGCUCGGAAUCUUACACUUGCAGAGUGUGCUGGCUAUGCUGAUUUUGUUGGUUUCACUACCGGGUUAGAUACGGAUGUGCUGGUCUACUACGUGGGAGGUGGUGACGAUACACUUGUGAAAUGGCUAGUUUCCUUUCUGGUCCGCCACAUACCAGACACAGCUGCCCCGAAAGAUAUUCUUAUCCAAGAGGAGACGCUCUGGGAGCUGUUCUUACGGCGAGCUGGUCUGAACGCGUAUGCUGCGCAGGCUAUCCUCGGACAACUUAAAGCUCCUGACGAUACUCCCGAGGAGCAGACCAAUGAAUAUGGGCUUUCGGCGUUUAUUAAGAUGGCGCCAAUGGAGAGAGUCCGGGCUUUUCGAAGUUUGAUGGGUGGGGAAAGGGUGUUGAAUAGAGUUAACGAAGCUCUAGAGACUCAGUGGGGCUGAUUGAAAACUGGCUUUGUGUAUUGAGAAAUAUUCGAGCUGAUAUGAUGGUUAAAAAAUGCGGGGGAAUCUAGCUGACGAUUAGAAGGCAUUGGCUACCUCUGUGCUUGAACAUGGCUUGUUUCCUGCUUUAAAAGGUAGCUUGGUAGAGUAGGGCUAUGCCAACUUAGUUUUAAACAUGCCUUGGGGGUUCAUAGGCGUACACGACCAAUACGAGCAUAUGAAAUGACAAUAAGAAAAUGAAAUAGACAUACAUAUUUCGUUUAUGGGUAUCAA
Messenger RNA from Daldinia caldariorum, 3000 nucleotides. RefSeq lists its product as uncharacterized. The record is from RefSeq and is a predicted model, not a curated record. The coding region runs from base 1 to 2727 and encodes 908 amino acids. NCBI's taxonomy places the organism in Eukaryota, Fungi, Ascomycota, Sordariomycetes, Xylariales, Hypoxylaceae. The transcript has 2 exons.